AUGUAUUUUAAACAUUCAACUAUAGUAAUAAUAAUAAUAGUAGUAGCUACUGUUUUAUUGUUAAACACUAGUCUCGUUCACUGUCAUCCCCUCCCAAAUGUUAUUUGGCCAACUGAAAUUGGAGGGAAUGGUCACGAAUACAAAUUAAUAUCAAACCCGAUUCUUCUAAUCACCAAUGCAACGAAUCAAUGUGAAGGUUUGGGUGUGAAAGGAAAAUUUAAAUCAUACCUUGUUACACUAGAUUCAAAACAAGAAUGGGAUUUUAUUCUAAAACCAUUUAAUUCAAAGAUUAAUAUUUAUCAACCCAACAUAUGGGUAUCUGGUAGAGACAUUGGAGGGAAUGGUACCUAUUCUUAUUCAAGUGGACCACAAACAAAUCAAACAUUAUUUAAUAUGUAUACUGGUCAAUGUUGGGGAUAUUGUCCAUUCGAAGCAGGUGAACCAUCUUUAACUCCUGCUGGAAAACGAUUUAUUUAUAUUAGAGGACCGACUUGGGAUUAUACAAAUACCAAUGCUUUUGAUUAUCAGGUCACAUUCUCUAUUUGUGAAUUACAACCUAUUUCAGAGGUAUAUGUUCCAUCAAUUGGUACAAAUGGAGGAUCAAUAACAAUCAACAAUCUAUCACAAUUCAACACACAAACAAUCAACAUUACAUUUUUCAAUCCAACCAAACAACUUGAAAAAUCAUGUCAAAUAACAUCAAAACAAGGAACAUCAGUCACUUGUAUAGUUCCACCUCUAUCUGGAUUUCAUAAUGUAAUUGUACAAGAUGCUAGUGGAGUCAAGUCAACACACUAUGCAUGGCAACCAUAUCCACCAUUUAUUAAAGCUGUCUAUCCAUCAUUCACUGCUAAUGGAUCGAUUACACUGAUUGGUGAUAACUUUGGUAAUGGGAUCAACAACAACAGUUUAGUAUUUGUUAAUGUUUCGAGUCAUACCCCUUGUAAUAUUACAUUUGCAUCAUCAACUCAGAUUAUUUGUAAGCCCCGUCCAUCUUUCGUCAAACUCCUUCCCAUUUCAAUUUCAGUUGAUAAUAUUUAUACUCAAACCUAUAAACCUCAUAUUUUUUGUGACAAUAGAUUCUAUUCAACCAUUCUAUUUGGAGGAGAAUACGAAAAAGUUGAGCAAUUAAUGAUUGACAAUGUAAAGAUGGAAUCAACUCCAAAUGCUCCAUAUAUUGGUGCAAUUGAAUCAACUGAAAUGCAUCAAUGUUUUAGUCAAUCAUUAAAUUUAAUUGGAUAUGAAGCAUUUAGAUUUUGGCAAGGUGUAUCAUACAACAGUAGUGAUAAUAGUUUUACAAGAAAUAAUGGUCCAUUCAAAGGAACUCUAUCUAAAUUGUAUUAUUCUAUUAUUAAUCAAACUGUAAACUCGGGAGGAAAUAAUAAUAUUGUUUAUGAUUUUUUCUCUAGAAUGGUAGAGACAUCAUGUCCUAUAAACACCCCAAAAACAUAUCACACACCAUUGAUUACAUUUUAUACAAGUGAUGCACCAAUCAUUGAUAAUAUUACCAAUAUUCAAAAUACAACUCAAUCACUUGUUACAAUCAAUGGUAAUCAUUUUGGAAAAGAUCAAUCAUAUGUUUUGGUAUCGAUUCAAGGUAAACAAUGUAAAUCACCUCAGUUUAUUGGAGAUGGUUAUAAACAAUUUACUUGUUUAUUGUAUGGUGGUGUUGAAUCAACUCCUGGAUCAAGUAAUGAUACAGAAGAGUAUAAUGUAACAAUUAGAGUUGCUGAAAUGGUUGCAUCAAAAGUGGUUGUAUCAAAAGUAAUGGUUCUUCCAAAAGAAGAAUGUCUCAACAACGAUUGUGAAUCGACAUCCAAACAAUGGAAGAUUAUUAUCAUUGUAGUAUGUGUAUCGAUUGUAUCAUUCUCUAUUAUUUUUGUUGGUGGAGUUGUUUUAAAGAAAAGAAUUCAAUUACGCAUGGCAAAGAAAUUAAAUAGAACUGUUAUUGACCAAAGUGAUCCUCCCCAACAACCACAACAACAAAAUAAUUAA
Molecule: messenger RNA, 1995 nt
Organism: Cavenderia fasciculata
Lineage: Eukaryota; Evosea; Eumycetozoa; Acytosteliales; Cavenderiaceae
Exons: 3
Coding region: 1-1995 (664 amino acids)
Source: RefSeq, a predicted model, not a curated record